AGAGAGUCUCUGGCAGCGUAGUGGCCUGCACCUGCCGAAUCUUUUCCCACCUUACCGCACUUCCAGUGACGGGUUCAGCGUGGACAGCUCCAGGAGCGUCUCACUGGUCUCUGCCCGCCCCCGCAAAAGUUCCCCCUGGGGGCCAAGGUGGGGAUACUCCCAGGAACACUUCUGGAAAGGCUCCAGUGGCCGGGCUGAUUGACAGCCAGCCGCUCCCGGACUCCCGGCUCGCUCCGGUACUCUGGAAAGAAGCUUGUGCGGAGCAGUCAUGAGCGCGCCGCGGGAAAUCGGCACCUUCGUGGUGUGGGACUACUUGGUGUUCGCCGGGAUGCUGCUCAUCUCUGCUGCCAUCGGUGUUUACUAUGCCUUCGCCGGAGGCGGCCAGCAGACCUCCAAUGAUUUCCUAAUGGGCGGGCGGAGGAUGACCGCGGUGCCCGUUGCGCUGUCCCUCACCGCCAGCUUCAUGUCCGCGGUCACAGUCCUGGGGACCCCCUCUGAGGUCUAUCGCUUUGGGGCCAUAUACAGCAUCUUUGCCAUCACCUACGCCUUAGUGGUCAUCCUCAGCUCCGAGGUCUUCCUCCCAGUCUUUUACAAGCUGGGCAUUACCAGCACCUACGAGUACUUAGAGCUUCGUUUUAAUAAACACGUUCGCCUCUGUGGAACCAUUCUGUUCAUCAUUCAAACAAUUCUGUAUACUGGAAUUGUUAUUUAUGCUCCGGCUCUUGCUUUGAAUCAAGUCACUGGAUUCGAUCUGUGGGGCGCGGUCAUUGCCACUGGGGUGGUCUGCACUUUCUACUGUACUAUGGGUGGUCUCAAAGCUGUUGUCUGGACAGAUGUUUUCCAAGUUGGCAUCAUGGUGGCAGGAUUUGUGUCUGUGAUCAUACAGGCUACUGUGGUUCAAGGUGGGAUCAACAAUAUUCUAAAUGAUUCCUAUUAUGGAGGAAGAUUGAACUUCUGGGACUUCAACCCAAACCCUUUGCAAAGACAUACCUUUUGGACAAUCAUCAUCGGUGGAACCUUCACGUGGACUUCCAUCUAUGGUAUUAACCAAUCCCAAGUCCAGCGGUAUAUUUCCUGCAAAAAUAGAUUCCAUGCAAAAAUGUCCCUUUAUGUAAAUCUCAUAGGACUCUGGGCAAUUCUUACCUGCGCAGUGUUAUGUGGGCUCUCCCUUUAUUCGAGGUACCGUGACUGUGAUCCUUGGACAGCAAAGAAGGUGUCAGCCCCAGACCAGCUCAUGCCCUAUCUGGUGCUGGACAUUUUACAAGAUUAUCCAGGACUGCCCGGACUCUUUGUGGCAUGUGCUUACAGUGGAACAUUGAGCACAGUGUCUUCCAGCAUCAAUGCUUUAGCUGCAGUAACAAUUGAAGACCUCAUCAAACCUCACUUCCGAUCACUCUCAGAAAAGACUCUGUCUUGGCUUUCAAAAGGAACAAGUGUGCUGUAUGGAGCUCUGUGCAUUGGGAUGGCAGCCCUGGCGUCACUCAUGGGAGCCUUGUUACAGGCAGCACUCAGUAUCUUUGGCAUGAUUGGUGGACCACUUUUGGGCUUGUUUUCUCUGGGGAUCUUGGUCCCCUUUGCAAACUCAAUUGGGGCAUUUUUAGGGCUCACUACUGGAUUUGUUAUUUCCCUUUGGGUUGGAAUCGGAGCUCAGCUUUAUCCCCCUCUUCCAGAGAGGACUUUACCCUUGACCCUUGUUACUGAUGGUUGUAACAUAACCAACUUAGACUCCCAGGGGAACUGGACGAUGACUACCACAGAAAUGCCAUUUUCUACUAGUGCUCUUCAAAUUCACAAUGUUGAAAGAACUCCCCUAAUGGAUAACUGGUAUUCCUUAUCAUACCUGUAUUUCAGCACAAUUGGAACCCUGGUCACUCUACUUGUGGGAAUAAUUGUUAGCCUCCUAACAGGAGGAAGAAAACAGAGUACAGAUGACAGAUUCCUACUAACAAAGGCAGACUUUUUAUCCAACUUUGACUUUUUAAAGAAGGAGAAACUAAUUUUAAACCACCAACCUUAUGCAACAGAAGAUGGCGGCACUUUUAACCCUGCCUUCAACCACAUUGAAAUGAACUUCACGGAAGGCGAAGGAAAGACCCACGGGGCACAUUUCUGAAGCAGCUCUUAUACAAUAUGAACUUGAAUGCCUUGACAUUUUAUAUAUUUUUUUCUAAGAUGAUUGCAUUGAAUUUAGAUUUUAUUUUAGAAUACUCUGUAUUUUUGUACACUCUGCUGGCUGGUCACCGAACCUCUUAGCACUUCAGGUUAUGCUCUAAGACUAUAAGGGGCAGAGAAGGUGAUGACUGGCAAUGGAAAAUGGAGUUUCCACACUUGAGAGUUCCUCAUGCCAAUGAAAUCAUAUGACUUGUCCCCAUUCCUAUCCCUAUAUGUUUUCUGUUGACCUUCCUGUUUUUCCGGAUCCAUUUUGACUUCUAACUUGGCUGCAUUUCUGGGUUCUGAUCAAGUCUCAUCCUAGCAUUGAUUCUUCCUGUUGGAUGGAAGAUGGAAGACUCUGCUUUCCUUGGUCCUGGUGCUGACAACUCCCCCUCCCCACAAUCUGCUGUGAAAAACAAACUAACAAAACCAUAUACUGUACCUUUUAUUCUGGGUUUCACAUCCCAAGAAAAUGUCUGUAAUUCAAAGUGGAUCGCCUAGAAAUCAGAUCAUUCCAUCACAUCUGUAAUCCAUAGUGGAUCACCUAGAAAUCAGAUCAUUCCAUCACAUCUACAAUCCAAAACAGAUGACCUAGAAAUCAGAUCAUAGUAUUACACUAUAGUCCGUAGUGGAUCAUCUAGAAAUCAGAUCAUUCCAUCACAUCCACCGCAAAGCCUAAUUUAAAGUCACUAAAAUGAAGACCAACGUUUCAAUGACUAGAAAAUGUUUUUUUCUUUUCUUGCCUAAUUAUUCAUUCAGUUUAAUAAUUUAAUCGCUGCACAAAAAUUGAAAUUUUUCUUGAAUGAUGUCCUUCAGCUCCUUAGAUACAAAAAGCUCGAAGUUAAUGCAUUAUUUAUUUUAUCUUCUUUCCAGUCUAACUAUCUGGUAUCAGGAUUUCAUUGUAAAUUGUCAAUUUACAUUACAUUUACAUUGUAAAUUCUUCUUCUCUCCGGCCCUCCCCGCCCCCCCCAGCCCCAAACCUACAGCAUAUUCUAUUUGAGAAAUGUGUAGGUGACCACCUUUUUUUCAUUGUUGUAACUAAAUAUUUGAAAGACGGCUUGGCUUUGUCUCAAAUGCACAUAGAGCUGCUUAUUGACUUAGAAAACAACAGAUUUUAUUAUCUGUGUUGUAUUUUUAUUUAUUUUUUUUAAACAUUUCCCAAUUACGUCUUUAAUCUGGCUGGCAGAACUUGGCGGUUAUGUCCUUGACUCUCUGCCGCCGCCAGGCGUGGGAUACGCCUGGCUUAGUGAAUAGAGAGCUAGCCUGGGAGUAAGGAAGGCUUGGGUUCAAGCCUUGCCUUUCUGAGAAAUCCUGACUUUGUGAGCCUUGGGUUAGUAAGUCACUGAAGCGCUCAGUGCCUUGGGCAACUAGCUAAGCCUAUGAAUUGCAGAAUAGGUUCCAACCUACCUUGAUAAAGAGAAUUGUAUCACCUGGAGUUCUACCAAGGAAAUUUCAGGAAGAGUUAAGAAAAAAAAAGAGAAAUAUUUCGAUGUCUUUUAAAAGUUUUAAAAUAAGAAAGGAAUUUCCCAGUUGCUUCUUGUCCCUGAUAUUUGAGUAAUAGUAUAUUGUAAUAUUAUGUUGAAAUGUUUCCAGCUCAAAAUUUUUUAGAAAGAAAAAGGGUUAUUUUCAGCCAAGAAUAUGUAUAUUCACACAUUCAUUGAAUAUGCAUUUAUCAAGUGCCUACUAUGAACCUGGCUCUGUUCUAGGUACUAGGAGUGCAAAGAAAAGAAACAAAGCUGUCUCUACUCUCAAGGAGUUACAGUCUAUUGGGACCCAUACCAUAAACGUACAUGCCUAUUUUUGCAUCUGACUGUUUUAAACUAUUUAAUAUGCAUAUGUUUCAGAUACUUAUGGAAUUCUAGUACUGAUGCUUUAAAAAGGCAUCUUGGUGUUUUGGGCAAAGUGCUAGUUUUCAAAUCAGAAGUCAUGGGUUCAAAUUCUAGUUCUACUUGUUUCUAACUGUGUGAACCUGGGAAGGUCACUUACUCA
Phascolarctos cinereus (koala) is the source of this 4140-nucleotide messenger RNA. Its product is annotated as sodium-coupled monocarboxylate transporter 1-like. Gene Ontology annotation, cellular component: extracellular exosome; membrane. The record is from RefSeq and is a predicted model, not a curated record. Lineage: Eukaryota; Metazoa; Chordata; Mammalia; Diprotodontia; Phascolarctidae. Gene Ontology annotation, molecular function: organic acid:sodium symporter activity. Gene Ontology annotation, biological process: propanoate transmembrane transport; sodium ion transport.